Molecule: messenger RNA, 14873 nt
Organism: Spirodela intermedia
Lineage: Eukaryota; Viridiplantae; Streptophyta; Magnoliopsida; Alismatales; Araceae
Source: the annotation of a GenBank genome assembly
AUGGGUGACAGCACAAGUCAAGACUGUGUCCUGGAAAGUCAGUCUUCAUCAGUUGAGGUCAUGCCAAGUGGUCAUCGUUGCAUCUCUGGUGAUUCUCAUCCAGAAUGGCGAUCGUCGGAGCAAGUUGAGAAUGGGAACCCAUCUACAUCUCCUUCCUACUGGGACACUGAUGAUGAUUCUGGUAUGCACUUAUCAUUCCAUUUUUUAUGUUGAAAUGUAAUUUUUGCUGUGUUUCAUUGUUGCCCAAGGAAAGACAAAAUGUGUUCCAACAGUGGGUUUGUGUCAUUUUAUUUGGUGGCAGUAAACUUCUUCUGUGAUGUGUUUCUGCCACAUUUGACCAACUCUUUGAGCCCGAAAGAAACAUUUUGAUAUAUGUUUGUAUCUUUUUAUUUCAUCAGCAUAAAUAAUCUUUGAUUCAGUGGUCGUGAUAAUGUCAAUAUCACUUUGAAGUGCAUAUUACACCAUGGAUGCAAAUUAUUGUUACGAUCAAGCGUUAAUAGCAUGGUUUACGAUUGGAUUCUCGGGCCAAGCCUUAUGAUCCUUGGGGUCAAACAAUCCUUUAAUUUAAACGUCUUAUUGUAGUUUGCUACGUGUUCAAUCUUCACUCUUGAGGCAUGAAGAAUAUCUGUCAGCAUUGGCUAUUUUCUGGGAUAAUACAUCAUACUCUUUAUAAGGAGAGUUCACAUGAUUCAGAUGAUUCAAUCUCAUAACAUGUUUUUGUUAGAUUCUUGGGCAAUGCCUGGACAAAUGUGUUGACCGAUAUUGGACAAAAAAUUUGCAUUGUAUGCAGAAUUUACUUUGGGUUCAACUUUUCCUUUUUUAGCCUUGGGAUUUGAGGUGUUUAUUGUUAGCAGGAAGUUUAUUUUGCAUAUAAUGAUGCUUGGCCUAUGUAGAAGAAGCACCAUUUAUGAUCAAGUAUGCCUAGUCUUUUUUGGUGCAUCAAUCAUAUCAGAAACUUUUUUUGCAACAAUUAUAUUUUAUGAAUUUCACGUGAACAACGUUUUCCGUCAUCUUGUGCAGAUAUACCUCUGAUUAAUUGAUUGGAAGACUGUCUUUACCAAUUGUUUGUUAUCAACGGGUCAUAUUACAUGUUCUGUUCUGUAUGAUAGGGAACAUUUAUGGAACUAUUCUUUUAUGAUCAAAUUAGUCUUUAUACUGAUAAUUUUAUUUUUCGGGUGAGUUUGAUUUCUGUUGCUCUUCUGAGAAUGUGUUAAUUGGGAGAGAAGAUUGAAAACUUGUCUCUGGAUUGUGUGUACCAUGCGAAAAAUACUGAAACGAUUUUUAGAAAUUCUUGAAAAGGGAGGUAUAAUAAGAUGCAUAAUUGUUAAGUCGAGAACAGUAGAUUUUGGUGGUAAAGUUACAAGUAAGAUUAUGGUAGAUCUUCACGUGAUGUACAGUAACUAAAUCAUGUUUUGCAGGAGGUAUCUUGAGGAAGAUGUUUUUCUGUAACCUUUGGGAAUUAACUAAAUCCGUGAGGGAUGUGGGAAAGAAACAUGUCUGACCGCUGAUUAAGGUUCCAGCAAGGAAUUUUAUCCCCUAUGUGACUAGUGGACUCAAUUUUGUGGCUCGCAAGUCUAGUCGAGUUGUAGCUGUAGAUGGCUUGCCCAGCUUAUUGACAUUGUGGUGACACCUUGGUCUAUAGAGUUGAUCAUCCUGAUAUCAUACUUAUCAUACUUUUCAAUCUGGAAAAAUGCCAUCUUGGAACAUAACGUUGCAAAGUGUAUGCUAGUUGAGUUGAUAGAAUUAAAUAAAUAUGUAGACAAAAUGUCAGCAGUGAGGUCUUUAUGGACAAUAAACUAGGUGGUUUUAUGUUGGUAUCAAAUAAUUUGCGAAUAACUGUUCAAUUUUUGAUAAAAUCUAAUGCAUGAUAAACUAUUCUCCAUUUAAUUCCUUCCCAUUGAAGCUCAUUUCUCUCACAGUACUUUGGAUUUUUUUUGAAAAAUUGAAAGUGAAGAGUUGUGUACAAUAUGCCGGUCUCUCUCUCUCCCCCCCUCUCUGCCUCCUCCUUUUGAUUCUCACUUUAAAUCUCUCACUGCGCAUGGCUGGCCAAAAGAUAUGUGCGAUGAUUCUUUCUUUAGACUGUAGUUUAACAAGGAUGUAUUUCUGUAGUUUAAUUUGAUGGCUGAUAUUUUUCCAGGGAUAAGUUGUGAUAAAUUACCUUCUGAUAGUUUUUUUCGGAUAUAGGAUGGGAUUGUAACUUUGUUGUAUAUUUUAUGGCCGAUGCAUUUGAAAUGAUUGGAACCCCGAUAUUGCCAUGUAGAUACCAUAUUUUUUAUGAUUGCUAGCUGAAGAACUGUAGGGAAGCAUUCUGACCUCACCGGUCUGUGAGAUCAGAAACUUUCCUUCUCUUUCUCCGGUAUUAUGAAAUGGUGGAGGCAGAAGAGCAGGAAUGUACGAAUUGAUGUUGAGGCUACUCAAUCUUCUCGCUUUGGACAGGUGGGAGGGAGGGAGAUUCUCAUCAGAUGAAUUGGAAACAUGUACGGACGCUGAUAAGUUUCGUGUGAUUAGUUGUCCACAACGUCAUGGAUGAGGGGAUAAGGAACAUAAAGGUUCUGGCCGUGACCUGGAUCAUGCUUUCAUGAUAAAUUUGGUGUCUCUAGAAGGAAAUAUCAUAUAAUUUUAGCGAGGUCUGUUGCCAUUCUGCGAUUACUGUUAUCAGUCUUAAAACUUUAAUUGGCAAAAAUGUAGUAUGAAAGAUGAAAUGCUACCCAAAAAGGUUCCCUUGCCGCUGUUGCCGAAUCUUGAAAAAAGUACCCAAACUGGAAUUCUUAAAUGUAUCGGUAAAAAUUUGAAUCUCUAAUGGGCAUUUUAAUGUCCCCGAGAUAACAAAAUUGGAUUUGCCAAGAAGUUGGGACUUAGUGACGAUUGAUAUGAACUGUUUUCGUGCUAAUUUUUAAGAGCAUUUGGAAGGUCCUUCCGAAUGGAAUCUGGAAAGCAUCGGUACAGUAGCUGUGGCAGGCAUCUUUUUUCAGCUUAUUGAGUGACAUCAUUCAGUUUCUUGAUUUUCUGCCACAUAAAAUCAGCCUGAAAUCUAAAUAUAGCAGCUCAUCCAAGUUGUUUAAAACUUUGAGCUACUUCUGUUGUCCCUAUUUUUUAGAGUGUGAACAAGUUCAGUAUUAUAAAUCAAUGGAGAACAGUACAUUAGGGGAGAAAUAACGACCAAUGAAAUAGAGAAAAAAAACUGGAGACAAGGGUACUUUUCACUUUUCACCUGUUAUAUGAGAUAUAUCUUUAUUUUAAAACAUUUUUUAGCCUUAUUACCUUUCACCCUUUUUACUUCAAGAAUGUGAUGAUUAUUUCUGAGCCUGUAUGUAUUAAAUGCUCUUGCAGGGCCGGGGCCUUCCGAUUUAUAUGGAAAAUUUACAUGGAAGAUUGAAGGUUUUUCUCAGAUUAGCAAACGAGAACUCCGUAGCAAUGUUUUUGAGGUUGGCGGCUAUAAGUGGUAUGUGCAUCUGAUAUAAAUGUUUCAUUAAGUGCACUUUACUUGUGCUUGCAUGCAUCGUUGUAAAUUUUCUCAGAUUUACUCCAUGGGGUAUGUGCAUUCAGUUUCUCCCUUUUUUUGUAAUCUCUAUGUUGUUGUGCUACGCGUUUGAAUUAAUUUCGGGAGAAUGUUAGUAUUAGAUCCACGUGGCAGUUAAUCUGGAUGUCACUUGUGUGUCUUUUUCUUGAGAUAUUUUUCCGUCUAAUUUGGGAUUUUUUUUCUCAUUCUUUUUACUGUAUGCCGUAUAUUCUAGAUUCUGGGUAUUCUCUGGGUAUUUCAUAUUUCUCAUGAGGUUGAAUACUUGUUUUUUUAAAAUGUCUUAGCAAUUACCUGAUGUUGAUAUUUUUAUUUCAGCAUGUUUUAGUGAAUACGAGGACUAAAAUUCUGUCCGUAUAUUCACAUUAGGAGCUAAAAUUGUCUUCCUGAGGAAUGUUUUAUUCUUCUAUAGUCCCUUGUGUGAUAUAAAAUUAUUAGCCUCUAAGUGGAAUUUUGACUACUUUUGGGAUAGAAAAAUACGCUUAAGAAUGUGUUUGUCGCACAUCAUAUCUGGAAUAACAUUCAGAGAUGCACUUUUCCGCUCAGCUUAGUAGAAAGAACAUUAUAUGAGACAAUGAACUGGGUGCGUGGUUUGGUUCUCUUGAGAGUUUGGUUUGCUCCUUGAGGUGAAUUUCUAACUCACUCACUGGUAUUCUUUCCGCAUACUGCCUGAUGACUCAAUGUAGCUUGUGUUUAUGGAGGUAAAUGCAUAAUGUGACUAUCUGGUUUCUUAAAGGUGGCAAUCCUGCUGGUCUAUAUCAAUUCCUUAAACAUUCUAUGGGGUGCUUUGAAAGUGCAAUAGGGGUAAGUAGUUAGGAGCAGAGGCUUAAAAUGUGGAUUGAUUAAGGACUUUCCCCUUAAGGAAUUUAUUUGUUUGAAUAGUAGAUAGGAUUGAACGAUCUAUAUAUUUAUGCUCAAUUUUAUCGAAAUUAGGACGCUAACAAGCAUCUUAUAGACAUUUCUAUGGAGUAAAGCAUGCUAAGUACAGUGGAGGUCUUUGCUCUGCCUUUUAUCAUACGUUUAAAAUUGAAAGUUCCCUUUGAUUGUAGGUAUAUUUUAAUCUAUCCUCAAGGAUGUGAUGUGUGCAAUCAUCUCUCUCUUUUCCUCUGUGUUGCUAAUCAUGACAAGUUGCUUCCAGGUUUGUGAUGUGUUAUUAUAAUUACUUUCUUAGUGGCUUAUGGUUACUUUGAUCUUUAUUCAAGCUCACGACUAUUGACAGGUUGGAGCCACUUUGCACAAUUUACAAUUGCUGUCGUGAAUAAGGAUUCAAAGAAGUCAAAAUAUUCUGGUUAGUUUUGAGUAUCCGGAUCCAACAUCUACCUUUUGAUGUUUCUUGUUUGCGCCAUAUCUGUAAUUUGUCAUGGUUUUUUUCAAUUUUUCAGACACACUCCACCGGUUCUGGAAGAAAGAACAUGAUUGGGGAUGGAAAAAGUUUAUGGAGCUGUCAAAAGUGUCCGAUGGGUUUCUUGUUGAUGAUGCUCUAGUGAUCAAGGCCCAAGUUCAAGUCAUCAGGUAAUUAUUUGAAGUCCAAUAGCAUGAUGAUGCAUUUUUAUCUGUAAAAGGUUCUCAUCUGUUAGCUUUCUUAGUUGAUUUGUGGCAAGUUCGCUGAGUGGUUGGGAAUUUGAUGUACGUGAAAGAGUGUGAACCUGUCAUUUUAAGAGCUUACAAAACGUUCUUCUGCCAUUCCCUUUUUACUGUUUGUGAUCAUGUGCUGAAAAAAAUAGGGAAGAAAUUAUCAAAGAUCUAACGCUCAGCCAUGCUCUAUGAGUUACAUCAAGCUUAGUCUUGCCUCAAUGUAGAUCAAUUCCAUUAAGAUGUUGAGUGUUUGUGAGGCUAGUGGUUACCAAACAGAACAUUUCCAUCUGCAUUGUCAACUGUUAGUGGUUUAAUAACACAUCAUUACUUCAGAUAAGCAUUUAUUGAGACAUGCCAAGACUUAAUCUGAAAUUGAUCUAUAUCUCUGAAUGACUUUGUUCUUAGGUUGUGUAACAAUGAACAUACUUCACUUCAGAACUUGUGUACUGCUUGAUCUAUAAGAUUACAUAGCCUGUUUGCAUGCCAGCUGGCGUGGACUAGCUACUAUCCAUAGUUCAUUAUUGCUCAUGCGGUUCUCUCUUUUUGUCUAUUCACAAAGAGGCGCACUGGUCGCUUGGGAUUGAUCUGGGGAUGAUGAAUUGCUUGAAGAAUUUACGGGUUGAAAAUAUUUUCCAGACUCUCUAGGACAUUUUGUCGAGUUCACAAGCAAAAACAUUGUCAUUUUGGUGCAAUCAAUAUGUAAACUUAUAUCUUAACCAGUGGUCCAAUGCUCGUGGGGCACUGGGGUCACUGUCUGCCUAUUGUUGAAUCUUUGAAUAAAUCUGCGCGAGUUUUGGUGGUAACGAGGUCAUUUUUAUCAUUGCACUCCAAGUUGACGUUUUGCCAUUUGUAGGCUCGAAGGCCAAAAGCUGAUUUUUACUUGAGGGGUGUUUUCUGUCCAUUGAUGUGGGACUGAUCUGGUAAUUCUUUGUUCAGGUGACAUGAACUAGAGAAACUUGAUUAUCUUGUAACAACUGGCAACAAAAGAAAAACUUUGGAUUAUUUCUGAGCGUAGGUUAUAACUAAACACCAGGGAACUGUUCACCUUAAUUACAGAUGCCAUAUUCUGUCAGCAUACACACAUUGAGUUAAUCUCAAAACCAUUGAGUUAGGUUCUCCUUCAUGACUUGGUCAAUCUAAUGGAAUGUGUUUCUCUACCUGCUAAACAACCGUUUGCUUCAUCUUACUUGCUUUUUUAACAAUGCAAUCUAGGGGGAAAUAAGAAAUGAGGGAAAAUAUCUUCUUGAUUGUUUUUGUAUACAAUGAGUGAAAAUUACUACAUUGAUGUAUGAUUUCCUUAUACUUGUUUUAACUGAAUGAACUUGGGUUUCUUUCUCUGAAUUUCUCUUCUUUUUGAAUUCAGAAUCUGAUUGGGAUAAAAACAUGAUUUAUCUUUAUUUUUCCAUUCCGUGAUCAUGGGAGAUUUAUUGCCAAAUAUUCUCGUUUAUUUUCAGGGAGAAAGCGCAUCAUCCAUUCCGUUGCCUUGAUUGUCAGUACAGGAGAGAGCUUGUUCGGGUUUAUCUGUCAAAUGUAGAGCAACUGUGCAGACGUUAUGUUGAAGAGAAGAGGGGCAAAUUUAUUAAGAUAAUAGAAGACAAAGUUAGGUGGUCAAGGUCGGACACAUAAUCUUUGAUACCUAUUACCUUUUAAUAGUAUGAAAAGCAGGCUUCACCAACCUUUAAAUUUUCAUUUGCUUAUUGCAUGUGUUCUGUGUUCUUUUUUGUCAGUUUCCAUGACUUCUGGUUAGGAACUGACCACAAUACUAGGCGACGGAUGUCACGUGACAAAUCUGAAACCAUACUGAAAGUAGUUGUUAAGCACUUUUUUAUAGAGAAUGAAGUCACGUCAACUUUGGUGAUGGAUUAUCUCUACAGUGGUUUGAAAGCUCUUGAGUACCAGAGCAAGAGCAAGAAAGGAAGAGCUAAACUGUUAGAAAUGGAGGAAAUGCCAGAACCUUUUGUCCUUGUUGAGAAAGAUGUAUUUGUUUUGACAGAGGAUGUGCUGCUGGUGCUUGAAAGAGCUGCUUUGGAACCAUUGCCUCCUAAGGAGGACAAGGGUUCCCAAAAUCAGAACCGUAUUAAGGUAUGAUGCGAACCUUGUUGUAUACCUUCUCGUUAUGUUUUCUUAAGGAGCGAAAUGAGUGUCCAGGUUCAGUGUGUUCAGCAUUGGACUAAAAGCAAGCUUUCAUAAGAGUAACUAAACCCAGCAUUGGACAGCGUUUCCUUUUUUAUCUUUUGUGUAACUGUCAAAGUAGUAACUGACUUUGCAUAAGAGUAUGCUUGGAAGGUGUAUUUGUAUUGUGGCAUUGUUAUCACCUGUUUUUCUUAUAACUGUGUCUUCAAUAUAUGUCGUCUUUCCAGGAAGGCAACUCUGGGGAAGAUCUAAGUAAAGAUUCUAUUGAGCGUGAUGAAAGGCGCCUUACAGAGCUUGGACGUAGAACAGUGGAGAUAUUUGCUUUGAACCAUAUUUAUAGGUAGUCUUUUACUCACCUUUGUUUCUUCUAAAACAUGGCUUAGUUUUCAUAUUUUGACUUCAACAUUACCCUCACUCAACGUUUGUUUGGUUGCAAAAGGACCAUGCCAGGAUCUUCCGGGAAGCUUUUUGUUUUUAUUCGGCUGAUAGGAAGAUGCACAUUUCUCGUAUAUCCUUGUGCUCAUUUUAAUCCUUUAAGGUAGUAUUUUUUUAGUGUUUCUAUAACAUGGCCUGGAGGACUAGGCAGCCGAGAGACCGAUAGCAGUCAGGCUGCAUAGGUAGCUGCAGAUGCUUAUGAACUUGUGUGCACAAAUGUGUGCACACAUUCUCCAGGCUGCUCAAGUUAUCAUUCCAUAAUCCUAAAAUACAAAACACACAUGUAUAUAAUUGCCUUUUUUGUCACUACUUAUUCAAAACGCUCAACAAGCAGUUUAACGUAAUGUAAUAUUCUUUGGAAUGGUUAUUCUCGUGUUGCUUCCUAUGGAUUGCGUUUCAAAUUUUGUCAUUUCGUAAAAUUGUCUUUUUUCGAAUUUUAUUAUGUCUGCAUUUGCAGAUAUUUUAAAAGUAAAAGAAUAUUUUAGAUGUAAAGUCGGUGAUAGGAAAGUGCCUUGCUUUGGUCUCCUUAAUGAUUGGUGUUGUUUUGUUUCCCACCUUCUGGAGGGGAAAAUUGUUAAUUCUACUUAUCCUUUCUACUACAUAUUACAUCCUUUAAGUAGUUAUAUAAUGAAUGUGAAAAAAGUUUAAUAAUAUGCAAGAUUUUAAUCAUGACAUGGGGAAUCCUGGUCAGCAGAUUUAUGGCCUAAGUUUGAAAGGUAUUAAGGAGAAAUCGAAGCAUAUCAGAUACAAUUGGCUUCUUAAUACUUCUUUAGUGAUCAGUUCUGAUGCAAGUCUGAUAAUGAGGAGAUGAAUGUUGCAGAAUUGGCUUAUGGUAGAUACCUUUGAGGAGACUAUAGGGGUUAAUGUAUUGGUAUGUUAACCCAUGAAGAUUUCUCGGGAAACCUAUUAUUCUGAACUUGGUAGCUUGGAUGAAACACUGUGGUUGGGCUAAGUCUGGAGCAGUAGCAUAGAGAUUUUAAUCUCUCAAAUUCUGUGCAUGUAGGUUUUUUGUAGUUAACAUUAAGUUAACAUAUAUUUACUUGGACAAUCUGUUGUGUAUGUACAGCUCAUCUUUAGGUUACAUUGUGUUUCAAACUGAUGCACGAGGUUUCCUACUUCUAGUUUUCAAAUUUUUAUGGUCCAGUGACAGAGAAUUCCGUUCUGCUACCUUGGUUGCAACCUGAAUGGAGACACCAAAUUCUGCAAGCUGGCUUUUUGCAAGUUAUGAUUUGGCUAUUAGGAGACAGGUUUUUAAAAGUCUAACAUACUUUUGCUAUCUUUCUAAAAGGCUUUUAAUAUCUUGAGAAGACGUUAAAACCUUCUAAUUUUUUUUUCCUUGUAAAAAACUUGCCUUUUUUUGUAAUCCUCUUUGAAUUUGGGGUUUUAUUGGUUUUUUAUUGUCUGGUAGAAACAUAUAUCUUUUCAAUUGUUGCCUUGGCUGCUGCAAUGUUUUAAUUUUUUUUUUAUGUCCAAGCAGCAUGAUUGAGGUCGCCUACCAAGAGGCAGUUGCCCUGAGAAGGCAGGAAGAGCUUAUUCGUGAAGAGGAGGCAGCAGGACAAGCUGAAAAUGAAUUGAGGUCCAGGCGCAUUGCUGCUGAAAAGGAGAAGCGAAUGAAGAAGAAGCAGGUUGGAUGCCCCAGAAAAAGUUUUUCCUUGUAGUUAUUUCUAUUCUACAUUUCUCAUAUGGCUUGCCCAUGUAUAGUUACGUUUCCAUGCUUUUGCAAUUUGAAAUAAGUUCACGAAAAAUUAUUGAGUGAAUUGGCUUAUGCUUGGUGACUCUUUAUAAUGUACUCUUUAUAAGUAUUUCUACCAUACGGAUUGUUAGUUACAGUGAAGCUGAGGGUUUUUCGUAUGAAAGUAGCAUAAUGACAAUGAAGCUGAAGAGAAUUUUGGUGACAAUUUGUCCCCUAUUGACGUAUUUGAUUGCGUUUGUCUAGUAACUGUUUAGGAAGUUUUUCUGUCUCAAUGCAACGGGUCUACACUUGGCACUUCUUUGUAUGAAGAUAUUUAUAUAGAUUCUAUUUUUGCAAACGCGUUCAGAAUUAUAUUGGGUUCAGCAUAGGAAAAAACAGUUUUCUACCCUUUUUUGGAUGUUCCAGAUGGUUGAAUCUAGGAUAUCUAUCUCUCCCAUUUUUUUGUCAUUAAGAAGCAAUGUGGCCUUAAUUUAGUUAACAAAUUGAUCUUUUGGCUUACUUCAAUUUAAGUUGGGAGAGAUUCCAAUGCUUACUGGCUGAUCAUCACUGUCAUUCGCUGAAUAUUUCUGCCAUAUCCCACUGGAUAGUUACUCAACAGAACUCCAAAAAAGCCUUCAAAAGUUCCUGGCCCAUCAAAUUUCCCAUAAUAUAUUGAACCUGUAUUGUUAUGACUUAUGUCAUCCACCUAAGUCUGAUUAUUGUUGUCCAAAUAGAUAGUUUGUGUUUUCAGACUAAUGAGUCAGUCUGAUUCAAACUUGGACACCAUUAAUCAGUCGUCAUAAUGAUGUAGGUUAACGAACAUAGGUUAUUCAUUCGUAUACCCUAAUAGGUAAGUCGUAUAUCUAAUCUGACAUCAUGGUGUUUUUCGUGCAAGACUAACUUGAUGUUUAACAUCUUAGUUUUGGAAGCAACCAGAACCAACUGCAGUGUGGUGCAGGUGAUGAAGAAUGAUCUAACAUGAUUCACUAGUUGAAUAAAAUGGCUUGGAUAGGCUAUCACAGGCUAAUGCUGCUGAUUAAGUAAUACUUUGUGUUCGUUUUCUAAUCAGAAUAGAUUUCGCAGUUUCAUGACUUGAAUUAUCGUCAUGUGAUAUUUCUAAUCUUCAUACACCUGAAAAGAAGUUCUACUGGUUAGUGCAUACUUUGAGGCUGAAGAAUGCACGCUAUGUUUGUUACACAUGGAUCUGUGUCCGUUAUCCGCGUUCAGAAAGUUGGCCUGAAAGUUGACUGACAAGCAUCGUUGAAUCAUGUUCGAAACCGAUUGGUCCAUAGGAAAACAGGCAUAUCCGGGGACAGAAGAGACUUAUAAAAGAGAAGAUAAUGGAAAAGAUGAUUAAGAAUGGGUGCCAAUCCAAGGGUAUGUUCAUGUUUAAAGUGUAGAAAAUUGGGCUGGAAUUGUGUGACAACUCACAGUGUUAAGUUCAUCUUUGAAACUGAUUGGUUUCAAUGGAUAAGAAUCAAAUCAGUACAGAUAAGAAUAAUGUCGGGGGAGCGAGAAGAAUUGAAAAGAUAGAGGAAGAAAGGAAGAACUACUCCUGACAUUAGCUGCAAAAUACAAUUCAUUGAAUGAAGGAAAAUAUAUGCCUAGAGGAAAAAUAGGAUGAUGCAUUGUUAGGACUGAAAAUAAUUACACAUCUUUCAUUUGAGGUUCAUCUGAAAUGUUCACAGAAUUGUAAAAUGUGGACGAUACAAUUAACUUGAUAUUGCUCUAAUUUAUUUUUGUUGAAUGUCAUGAUUGUUUAGCUCAUGUAUUCAGUCAUUUCGGCUGCUGACUGUGAACUUAAAUAUCAACUUUGGUGAUAACCUGCUGAGGCUGUUGCAGUCCUUGCCCUGAUGGAAUUGACUUUGACCAACACAAGUUUCAUUUUUUUUUACACUUACCAUUUCUGACAUGUAUUUGAACCAGAAGAACCAUGCUAUUCUUUUUUUGAGGAAAUUCCUCCGAGUAUAUUGCCAGAGUCUGUUUCCCAUAUUUUGCUUGUAUCUAUCUUUCAAAAUUAUGGUUAAUUGAAUAUCUUUCUUGUUGAAGCAACAUUUUAUUCUUCAUUUUGCCGUUGCACACUGCACCGAAAUUAUGAAUUUAAAUUACAGCAACUGCACUUCUUACCGUAUAUGUUUUGUUCAGUAGGUUGUUUUUUACAUCCGAAGAGACACAUGUGUGUCCAUUAUGGGAUUUCAUUUUUUGAUCAUGAUCAUCAUUAUUGUCAUGUGGAAGAAUCCUGGAUUUCAAUUUUUUUCAUCUCACCAAUUUUUCUGUGUGCAUCUCGUUCCGAUUUAGAAUAGGGAAAGAAUUAGUGCAUUUUCACUGGCAGUCAUGAGAUGGCCUUUCAACUUUUCAUUUUACCUCCAGGUAAAACAGAAAAAAGGUAGUCGCAAGGGAAAAGACAAGGGCCGGUGUGAGAAGAGUGAUUCAACUACCAAGAAGCUCCAAGAGGAGAAAAUUUCCGCAGAAGUAUUUGAAGAGCUCCCAGAAAAUCAAGCUUCAAAUGUUCCUGAGAAGGUUAAAACAUUGGCAGGUGCUGCUGAUGGAUUUGCGGCAAUAGAUGAUGGUGAUGUGAGGCAUCAGCCCGAUUCAGAAGAGAGAGAGGCUAGCCCUACAACUUGGGACACUGAUGCAUCAGAAGUUCAUCAUGCUGUAGAGCCCAGAAACACUGAACUAGAAAGUGCACAAACUGAGAAAAAGAGCCCAAAUUCUGUGGAUGAUAGCUCAUCAACAUGUUCAACUGAUUCAGUUCUUUCAAUUGUGAUGAGUGGACCACACAAGGGGACUUCGCCAUUGAACAACAAGAUCUCAUGUUCACGUAGCAGGUAUCCAUAACCUCUGGUGUACUCUGUUUUACUCAAUACUCUUGUACUUCCGUCUGAUAUUUAAAUAAGCAAAAUUCCUCAUUAUCGAUUCAAUACGUUUUGGCAGGCGAAAGAAUCAGCGGUUCUCAUAUAAUCAAAAUUGUCAGCCUCAUGGUGUCAUUGAUAAGCGGCAAGCUGGCUUUACUCAUGCUGCUGCAACUCCUCAGCCAGACUCCGAGGCCAUUGAUUCCUCCAUGAGUGGGCAGAUGAAACACAUCGAGAAACAACCUAUUAAGGUAGAGACUGAUAAUAUGAAUUUUCUGUCUCAUGGAAGAGCUUUUUUGACUAUCUUUAGAUCUCCUCCUGUGGCUCUAAAAUAUGAAUUUCCGUUAAGUACAAUAACGUCAAAAUUGAUAGUUCAGCACGUAUCCAUGAAGCCUACUUCUGUACGAGCCUUGAUGAUUACUUGUAUUUUUCUUUUUCCCACACGAUCUGUUCUACAACUUUUUCACGAUAAACUGCCUUCUAAAAUUCUUUUGCGACCAGUUUCAUAUAGAAGGAAAUUUAAACCUCUCUCCAAUGCUGUUAGUGUAUAAGGGAUAGCCAUCUUUCGCUCAUUCUCAGUUUUUCUGAUGAUUCUUGUCCAUUCAGUUUCCUAUAAAAGGGAAUCAUGGCACCUCUGCAAUCCUUUUAGUGUGUAGUGAAUUUCCAUCUUCCCCUCGUCUUUUAUUCCUCUGGCUUUUCAGCCAACGAGUCUGGAGGUCUAAUCGGCGGCUAGUUACCACAGUGACUGCUGGCAGUCGGUCCAUUAUUGGGACCCGGCCAAUGCCUUUUCUGCGGGAUGUUUAGAAGUUUCUGUAGAAAUGUUUGCAGUGCUUAUGGCAGAAACAUGGCCCACAUCAGGAUUUGUCAUCGUAGCAUAAUUGUACCUACUUCCAUAACCAGUCUUGGACAAAUUGGACAGCUGAGUGUAAUUAUUGUAUUAUGUUUGUUAUUAAUCCUUUCAAUUAACUUCUUUGUUGCAAUAUAUAGAUACGACGAUCCAUAAGUGAUGGCAAUAUGUGUCAUAUUUUCUUUCAGAUUCUAUUUUAUUUAAUUUCUCCAUGUUCUGUUGGGUAUGCAUUGUUUCCCAGAGCCUGGUAUCAGGUUGGAUACGACGAAAUUAUAUUUCUCCCUUCUAUAUAGUUCUACCAUUAAUUGUAUUUUGCUACUCGUCUGCCUUGAAUGCCUUAAAACGGUGGCUAAAUUAUCUCAGGAAGAAGUUGUGCCCCUGGAGAGAAAACACAGUAGGGAUGUCCAAGUUGAUUUGGAUAGGCCCUCAAUUCCAGCAAUGGGCGAGCAACCCUCUGGCACCAUCCCCACAAGGCAUUCCCCUACUUCUGAGCAGGUAAAGCUGAGAGCAGAAAGCAGCGGCACAAAGCAGACACCAGAACGGCAUAUCAUCAUGGGCGACGACCCUUUCACCACGAGUGAGCGUCCCUCGGACACACCAAAUACUACAACAGUCAGUGAGCCAUUGGGCAGUCCAGCUACUCCUGUGAUCGCCAAGGAGCCAUCAUCCGGCAGCAGGAGCCAAACUGGGAAAUCAUCGGCUGCCGCUGUAUCAAGGUCAAUUGCAGUCAUUGGAGCAGAAGUGAAAUCCGCAGUUAACAUGAAGAAUAUUAUCCUUGUACAUCAAGGCUCUGCCUCAUCGAGACUAUCCAGUGCUCCUCUCGUUCCCAAGCAGCAGCGGCUGCCAUCGAUGCCCCUUGCUUCAAGACCUCAACCAGUGCCUGUCUUAUCGCGUUCUGUCAGUGCAGCUGGUCGACUGGGAAUUGACCCAUCCCUGUCCACCCACAGUCAUGUUCAGUCUUACCGAAAUGCCAUCAUGGGUAUAACCACAGCGGGCGGAAGCCCACACAGUUGUGCUGCCAUCUCGGCGCCCAAUCACACAAGCCAAGCUCCUGCUUCAUCUGCCGAGGGAUCACCUUCCAUUGUGCCCUCUGUGUCGGCUCGUCCACCUGAAAAGUCCACUGCGACGGAGCAAACCUCGGUCAGACCGGAGCUCACUUUUGGGUCAGUAACUCCGGAGACAUUGCAGCAGCCCCCAAGCUUGUGGCCAGAGGAGUCCUUGCUGCUGGAGAGUAGCAGUGCGGCAGUGCUGAGUCCAGAUGCUGAAUGCGAUGUGGACUUUGCUGUUUGUGGGUCUUCUUCCUCGCGCAGGUACUCUUUAGAGGAAGAUUCUCCUGCUUCCUCAUCUGCCCAUCAAUUGCCAGCACAGGGAGUGACCCAGGAUGAGUUUCCUCAUAUAGACAUCAUAAAUGACUUGCUCGAUGAGGAGCACAGCACCGGAGAGGUGGACGCAAAUGGGUACCCUCUUCGCUCUUUUCCUGCCUCAAAUGGGAAUUAUUCGUUUCCAGAUGAUGCUUCAGCUGCUAUAAACGCAAUCCAUAGAAGCGAGCUCUUCAAUCUGGGGACUGAGCUCUAUGAACGGCUAGUCCAGAGGGAGUCUGCUUCUUAUGAUCGGCCACCUGCAAGCCAAAGGUCACGUUCCUCGCCGCAGUUUGAUCUUCCAGCCUACAUGAACAGCCAGAUUGAUGGGCCGAUUCAGAAGCAGUGGCCGUUGGGUGUUGCACGCCCUCCGGUGAGUUUGGGAACGGCAGCAGAUAACGAGUACUCUUAUCAUCAGGAUUAUCUGAAUUUGGUUCGUGUGUUGAAUGGAUACAACAAGUACCAUCGUGCGAAUGGGCACUGA